AUGGCCAAGGCCACACAAACCCUCCAAUAUUCUUCUUCUUCUUUGUUAUUGGCACUGCUAAUUCUAUGGUGUUUUGCAGAGACAACAAAACCUGUUUCUGCUGCAGCAGCUGUGAAUAGUUAUGAUGAAGAAGAUGAUGAUCUCCACCAUUUCCACACCCUUCAUUUCACCUCCCUUUUCCCUCAAUCACUCUGCACUCCCUCCUCCUCCUUCACUCCAGCAGGUUCCAAGCAGAGGUCAUCAACAUUGCAGGUGGUUCACAGGCAUGGCCCCUGUUCUGUACCCCACCUCACCACACCACCAUCCCUGGCCGAGAUCCUCGCUGCCGACGAAUCCCGGGUUGAGUCGAUCCAGGCCAAGCUCGCCCCGAGCUACGAAAUCACUCGGGCCGGCAAGAGGAACAAAUACAAGGACAGGAAAGUCGACCUUCCGGUGCAGCCAGGGCGAUCACUCGGCUCGGGCAAUUACAUCGUCAGGGUCGGCCUUGGGACGCCGCCUAAAACCCUGUCACUCAUCUUCGACACCGGCAGCGAUCUGACGUGGACGCAAUGCCAGCCGUGUGCUCGAUCGUGCUACCAACAGCAGGAUCCUAUCUUCAACCCGUCUUCGUCGAGUUCCUAUUCCAACGUGUCCUGCGCCUCCUCGCAGUGCUCUCAGCUCAGCUCCGCCACCGGCAACACUCCCGGCUGCUCCACCAAGACGUGCGUGUACGGCAUUCAGUACGGCGACCAGUCAUUCUCAGUGGGAUUCUUGAGCAAAGACACACUCACCAUAAGUAAAUCCGCGGUGUUUCAGAACUUUUUCUUCGGCUGCGGGCAGAACAACCAGGGGCUGUUUGGCAAUACUGCAGGAUUGAUCGGGCUCGGGAGAGAUCAGCUGUCGGUUGUCUCCCAAACCGCAGGAACUUACGGGAAAUACUUCUCGUACUGCCUGCCAUCAAGUUCGAGCUCAACGGGGCACUUGUCAUUGGGAAGAAGUCGGGCUUCGGGAAGUGUGAUCUUCACACCUUUUGCUAGCUCUUCACAGGGGGCGGCAUCCAAUUCCUUCUACUUUGUUGACAUUGACGGAAUAAGUGUAGGCGGCCGCGCACUAUCCAUCAGCCAAUCUGUCUUCCAGGCAGCCGGAGGCACUAUAGUAGACUCGGGCACGGUGAUCACCCGCCUGCCUCCCGCAGCGUAUAGCGCGCUGAGCACAGAAUUUCAGCAGCAAAUGAAGAAGUACCCUGUUGCGCCGGCCUAUUCGAUUCUGGACACCUGCUAUGAUUUCAGCAAUUACACAAACACAAAAAUAGUUAUUCCAACCAUAUCAUUUACCUUCCGUGGCAACGCAAAAGUCAAUUUGGAUGCCAGCGGGAUACUUAUAGCCAUUAAUGGAAAGCAAGCAUGCCUUGCGUUUGCUGGGAACAGCGACUCGAGCACUGUGGCAAUCUUCGGGAAUACUCAGCAGAAGACACUGGAAGUGGUGUAUGAUGUUGCCGGAGGGAGGCUAGGAUUUGGUGCUGGUGGGUGUAAAUAGUUAACAGAAAAAACUUCGACAUAUUAGUGUCUGAAUUUGAGGAUCAAGCAGUAACUGUAGCACACCAUUGAUUUCCAUGGAAGGUAAAAGAAAAUGUUCUUCAGUUUAUGGUAAUAAUAAUCAAAGUAAAAAGGAAUGAAAAGCACAGUUAAAUUUGAUGAUUGUGAGAGUGUGUGCAAGACUAGCACAGUUAAAUUUGAUGAUUGUGAGAAUGUGUGCAAGACUAUCUUUUACUUCAUAGAUAGUCUGAUGUCAGUAACUUAAGAUAUGAUCAUUUCCAGUUCGAUACAAGACUGCAUUACGAAAUCAGCACUUAAAAACAAUAAACUACAAUCUUUCAAGCUGAAGAUGUGUUUACUACUGCUGUCUACGAGUUGUAAUUGUAACUUAACAGCAGAAUUUUAUGCAUACUGAAGGCAUGAACGAACUAUGUUAGGUUCAUUCUACUACAUGUAGCCAAGAUUUCAACUUUGCUAAAUUCCUUACAACUUUCUCCUAUCAAUUAGAAAUGAGAGCACUUCACAAAUGUGACUAAAAUAUCCAAAUAUGUGUGAUGGUCAUGGUCAAGGGCAGCAAAUAAAGCAAUUAAUCAAAUCACUAUCAUCUAUCUCCACUCACCCCAACAGCAUAAAGAAAACAAAAAGCUCUCACGCAGCUCA
Molecule: messenger RNA, 2174 nt
Organism: Andrographis paniculata
Lineage: Eukaryota; Viridiplantae; Streptophyta; Magnoliopsida; Lamiales; Acanthaceae
Product: aspartyl protease family protein At5g10770-like
Exons: 2
Coding region: 1-1515 (504 amino acids)
Biological process (GO): proteolysis
Molecular function (GO): aspartic-type endopeptidase activity
Source: RefSeq, a predicted model, not a curated record